CCUGCCUCUCUCUGCGGAUCCAGCGGACAUCUGGAGCUGCCCUGCCCGGGAAUCAAACCUCCGAGCACCAGAAGACAGACGUCCCGCACCGAGACAGCGCGGGUUUCGCCGUCCUUCUCCCGCUGAACACCCGCCCGGGCUCCGGUGCCGCUUCUUCACCGGGGGACUGCAGCGCUUCGGAGAGACCGCGUCUGCCGGUAAAAACACGGAAAUACGACAAAAUCCCCGAAGGAGGGGUGAUGGACUAAAGUGAUCCGUUAUCCGAGAGGAUUGUAGGCCCCGAUGGAAGCUGCGACACAUCUGGACCUGGUCCGUCCGCGUCCCAGUUGCUGCCCCGGUCUGGACUGAAGAGUCGAGUUUGUCCCCGAGGAUUUCAGAUUGAUUGUCUUUCUAGUUUUUCGGGUCAGAUCUCUGAUAAACGGUCCCGGGUUGAGAGUUUGAGGGAUCCUCCUCCUGCCGCUGGUCUGGAUUAAAGCCCAUCAGGAUCAUGAACCAUCCCCCCUCUGCUCCUCUAAUCUGGGUUUAAAUCUGAGGUCUGACCUGGUUUACUCCGCUCACGGAUCCGAUCGGGUCACGCCUGACCCGGUCUGAAGCCGGCCUCGGUCCUGGUUCUGACCUCGCGCUCGGUCCAGGUCCCCUCAGUCCUGGUGUCGGCGGAGUGCUGCUGUGGCCAUGCCGACGUCCCGGCCUGGUUCGGCGCCGGUGGAGUUCUGGGUGGACGGGUCGAGGCGGGACGGGGCGGUGGAGGAGUUCUACACCCUGAGCUCUGAGCUGGGCAGAGGAGCAACGUCCAUCGUGUAUCGCUGUGAGGAGAAGCAGACUCAGAAGCCCUACGCUCUCAAAGUCCUCAAGAAAACGAUUGACAAGAAAAUAGUUCGCACGGAAAUCGGCGUGCUGUUGCGUCUUUCCCACCCAAACAUUAUCCAGCUGAAGGAGAUCUUCGAGACGGACACGGACAUCGCUCUGGUGCUGGAGCUGGUCACAGGAGGAGAGCUGUUUGACAGGAUCGUGGAGCGAGGUUACUACAGCGAGAGAGACGCCGCUCACGUCAUCAAACAGAUCCUGGAGGCUGUGGCGUAUCUUUACGAGAACGGAGUCGUGCAUCGAGACCUCAAACCAGAGAACCUCCUGUACGCCGACUUGUCUCUGGACGCUCCGCUGAAGAUCGCCGACUUUGGUCUUUCCAAAAUCAUUGAUGACCAGGUGACCAUGAAGACCGUCUGUGGCACGCCGGGGUACUGUGCUCCAGAGAUCCUGCGGGGAAAUGCUUACGGCCCUGAGGUGGACAUGUGGUCGGUGGGCGUCAUCCUCUACAUCCUACUCUGUGGGUUCGAGCCCUUCUUCGACCCGAGGGGGGAUCAGUACAUGUACAGUCGAAUCCUCAACUGCGACUACGAGUUUGUGUCUCCGUGGUGGGACGACGUCUCCCUCAAUGCCAAGGAUCUGGUCAGUAAGCUCAUCGUCCUUGACCCCCCCAAGCGCCUCAGCGUCCGGGAGGCCUUGCAGCACCCCUGGGUGCUGGGCAAAGCGGCCCGCUUCUCUCACAUGGACACGGCCCAGAGGAAGCUGCAGGAGUUCAACGCUCGCCGCAAACUGAAGGCCGCCAUGAAGGCCGUCGUCGCUACCAGUCGGAUGCACGAGAGUUCGCGGCGUCGCACCGACAGCUGUGAGAUUCCAGGCUCGGGGACUUCAAGGCAGAGUAGCAUGCAGCAGGACCCGCCUCCUGAGUCAACAAGCCCCGCCCCUGAGGAUAAAGAAGCGCCACCCCCGGAUCAACAGUCGCCGCACGACGACGAAUCAAAGUCCGCUGACCAAAGUGCCCUCAGCCCCUCCCCUCCUUCGACCCCCAAACCACCCAGCUCUGACGUCAAGACCACGGGCUCCGCCCCCACCAGACCGCCGCUGCGAGCCGAAGGGCAACGACAUGUGUCCGUCAUCCCCAAAACCAAGCUGGUCAAGCCACGGCCGCCGCAGAAGAGCUGCUCCAUGAUAGAGCCCGCCUCCCGGGCCGAGGCCCCACCCACUCUCACCACGCCUCCGAAUCCCAACAGCCUCACCAACGGCUUCACGCCGGGGGCGGAGUCCGCCAGUAAGACUUCCAACUGCCAGUAAUCAGCUGACAGACAGGACAGAGACAUUUUGGUUCCUCCACAACCACUAGAAUGUUCAGCCUUCCACCGUUAUAAACAUCUACAGUCAUUUAAUGGGACCAAACUAACCUAAAGUAUCUGCAUCAACAUUUAACUUCCAUUUCUGUAGCUUUGCUGCUACGCUAGCAUGCUAACAGCUACUUACACACUGAGGGUGUUUUUUUUUUGCUUGGGAUGAUUCAGGAUAUGAAGAAAGAAAAAAGCAUUUGUUCCACAUCGGGACUUACGAGUGAUUGCUGAUGGCGGUUGCCGUGGUAAGAAAAACUACCAGAGCUCAGAGAAAAUGGACUUCUUAGGUCCUUAAAUGGGCAGAAAGGAAGUCUUCAACACCGACACUUUUUUUAAAUAUUUAAAACACAUCUCAAAAAAAAAAAAAUCCAUUCGCAAGUUAAACCUUUUCUUGCAUCUUUUACAUUUAUGAAAAAUAUUUAUAUUUUGGGCAUAAACAGUAAUUAUUUAAACGUUUCUAAAACUCCUAAGCUCAUAUAUAUGUAUAAAUAUAUAUACAUAAAACAGUGUGAUUUUAUCCACGUUUGUUAUCAGAAAACACUUGAAAUGAAACCUCAAGCGAGUCUCCUGCUGUUUGGUUGCGUUUCUUAUCACAGUAACCACGGUAACUCAUUAACAGUUGGUGAUUGGCUGCAUCGAUCAGUGUCUGGAUACGUCACAUGUGUGAUGGCGCUCGCUGUUAAAUAACCAUCAGGGUCUGAAGGCCCUUCCUCGUCCGGUUGGAACUUUCCUCCAUUCUUCUGCUACGCUUGUUGCGUGUCAGUCUGGAUCCAUUCGAACGGUUCGGCUUGUUUUUAGGUGUGAAAACUGAAAGAAGGGGAACCGAGCUGAAGGAUUCUCAGCUACCCAGACGUGAGAUUCUGACUUCAAACAUCGCCGGUGUUUUUUUGAGGGGCGGAUCCAACCGUUGAAGAUUUUCAAAGUUCUGAUUUGGGACAAACGGAGACUCCAGAUCAUUUUCUACUUCUUUGCCUUUUGCUUUUCUCCUUUUAUUUCUUUUAUUGUCCCCUCAUCUUCAUCUUCUUCUUUUCACCUACUUUUUUCCUUAUUCCUCUGCUCCUUCUGUUCCUUCUUCUCCUUCUUGACUAUAUUCUGUUUAUUUUGAUUUUCCAUCUUUUGGUACUGAAGGAGACUUUUCCUCGGGCGCUCAGGACGGAGCCGACUGAUUGUAUUUCAUUAAACUUUUUUGAACAAGGACAAUGAGGAGGAGAGCAGCUUCUUCCUCUCUCUGUGGUUUCUCUUUCUCUUUUAUUUAACAGCUUCAGACAAACUGAGAAACUGCGAAGUUGCUGUUUCCGUUUGAAGAGACACUUUUGCUUUCAGUCGUUUUUUCUGUCCUUUCUACUCUUUGCUGUUGACUUUGUUCUGCAGCUGCAUGAGUGAUGGAUCCCGUGUGUAGUUCAGUGGCGUGUCGUGUUCGUCAGCUCCUAGUGCAACGGUGUUGUUUACACUUGUAUCAGCAGGGAUGAUGAAGAUCUCCUGUUUGCACUGUACAUAUUAUGGUCAAAGAAAACUUCUGACAGAGACACAGUCUGCACAGUUCAGACCCCCACCCCUCAAAAGAUACCAAAUUUGUCCUUUGACCUGAUCUGACACCACACGUUCUACCUCUCUUUCCACAGGGGCUUCCAAAAUUAUUUUUAGAAAGGAUGCAGACGUCUCUGGAAAAUAAAACUCUCUCUACGGUGGCCCAGACAGACCAAACGGAGGCCGAAGUUUUACCGGAGAGUCACACAAACAUCUGGGCCUUUCAUUCAUGAAGAGAAAGUCCUUCCUGGAUAGAAAUACUCAACGGGACAUAUUUUGUAUUACCAUUUACCUUCACGUAUUAAACCUACACAUUGUCUAGAAGUAGGGCUUUUCUGCUUUUAGAAGUUAACACCAUUUCAUAUUUUUUACUGAAGGCGAGGUUUGUUCCAAUCGGCAUGAUCGAUACGGGUGAAUCGGUGAUGGUCUUCAUUUCUGAAAGAGCCUUUGCUUUUUGUUCUGUCUCAGCCACCGUAGGAAAUCCUGGACCGGGAAGACAAACUCUCUUUAAAAAGGAACCAAACUUCUAGAACCUGGUGGUGGGAGAAGAAGAUCCUUCUAAGUAAAAGUAGGACACGGUCCCCACUGGCGUCGCCUCACCCUGACUCCGCCCACUUGCAGCGCUCCAAUCAAAUGCAUAUGGUUUAAUUUGAAUCCCUCUGUAUCUGCCCACGCUUGAGUGCGGAAGAUGUGGAUGGAAUGAACUGGUGUUUGCUGUCGGGUGAUGACGUCACACAGGUGGACGCUUCACCCGACCGGUCGUCACCACUAGAUGUCGGGCUUCAUGUGGUCCUGCUGGUCCAACCGGGCCCUGUUCAGAGGGACAUGGUGGUCUGCAAGGCUCAGUGGGCAGUAGAUGAGAACAUCUAAUAUGUUUACACAAUAUGGUUUUAAUCAUUUUCCCCCCGCGUUUCGCCAGCCGGGAGAGACCGAACCCCCCCAGAGCACCUCCAGCCUUCUCUCACUGAUGCCUCGUGGCCGGACAGAAAGCUCUGCGAUUGGUCGAGUCCGACGCCAGUCAAAGUAGGCGCUUCAGUGUUGUUGAAGGUCUCGCCUUACGGUUUGGUUCCUCUUCAAAUAGUGUAGAAAAAACAAAACCGCCGCAACGCUCACCUAUUUUCGCCGUCUAGCCGCCCUCAGGUGUUCACCUGUCCGCGGCGUCUAGCCGUCCUCAGGUGUUCACCUGUCCGCGGCGUCUAGCCGUCCUCAGGUGUUCACCUGUCCACAGUUUAAAAUGUCUUGCCAAAUGCAGAUAUCUGGAUAUUUAGCUGUCAUGGUAGAAAGCAUGUACUCUGUAUAUUUGAUUUACAUAUAUACUCUUAUUCUGUAAAAACAUGAAUAUUUUGCUUCUAUUUAUCUUGACUUCUGUGUGACGGGGGGGGGGGGGGGACUAAUCUGUCAAUUAUGUUGGUUUUGUGUUUGCUGAGUGAACUUGUACCUCUUUUUAUUUUGAAGGAUGACAUAUAAACUGACAGCUGUAACACGUGUAUCUCUGCAUGUAUCAUUUAUUUAUUGAUCAUAUCAGAUUAAAGACUCAACCGGAGCGGACACUUGGUAACAGCUGAUCUGAUUGAGCAGGAUGUAACACGAACAGUAAACAGUAGUUGAAUCA
Messenger RNA from Gasterosteus aculeatus aculeatus (three-spined stickleback), 5298 nucleotides. Its product is annotated as calcium/calmodulin-dependent protein kinase type IV. NCBI's taxonomy places the organism in Eukaryota, Metazoa, Chordata, Actinopteri, Perciformes, Gasterosteidae. Gene Ontology annotation, molecular function: ATP binding; protein kinase activity. Gene Ontology annotation, biological process: protein phosphorylation. The record is from RefSeq and is a predicted model, not a curated record.